Molecule: messenger RNA, 3600 nt
Organism: Aureobasidium vineae
Lineage: Eukaryota; Fungi; Ascomycota; Dothideomycetes; Dothideales; Saccotheciaceae
Source: the annotation of a GenBank genome assembly
CGAAACAAGUCGUCGAUUGCAAAGUCUCUCUUGUCCAAGGUGACGAGCAGGGGCGACGCGCCUCAGAACGACGUGCCCGACUCUCCUACGGCAGACUCUCUCGAACCGUCCUCGCCCGCCAUGCAAUCCUCACGGAACUCGUUCCAGCAGAGCGCCAGGCCAGCCCCUCACCUGGUCACCACCAUGACCAACUCCAACCCCGACUCUGCCUCCCAAUCGCCAGCUGUUCGUUCCCCGCCAACAAAGACUCCAAUGUCUCAACCUUCGACGACGUCAAUCGAACAGUCGGUCAAGCUGUUCAAGGUCUUCGAAGCCUUGCGACAGGGAGACACGGCCGGCAUCAACAAACACUUGCGCGACGACUCGACCAAACUCGAGGGCAACACCAUCCUGCAUCUCGCUGUGCAAUGCGCCGAGCCCUCUGUCGUCGAGUAUGUCCUGAGUAUGGGUCAGAACACCUUAGACAUCAACGCUAGAGACCGUGACGGCAACACUCCUCUACACAUUGCUUCGACUCUUGGCCGUACGAGCGUCAUCAAGCUGCUCCUCGACCAAAAAUCAAUCAACGAGUCUGUCACCAACUUCCAAGGAAAGACUCCGCUCGACCUCGCCCGCAGCCCAGAAGUCUUCCAGCUCCUGCAGCUUGCUCGCUCCAUCUUCAUCGAAAGGACCACUCACAGAAUCCAGCACCUAAUCCAAUCCGCCGAUUACGGUACUCUCGAAGAUGUGCUUGCAGACGAUCACGUUCGUCACGUCGUCGACAUCAACGCCCCCGAACUGGCUACUGAGCCUCAGACGGUCGAAUCUGGCGGUACACUGCUGCACGAGGCCACUCGCAAGAAGGACACACAGCUCAUCCAGAUACUGCUGCUCAACGGCGCCGAUCCUUUCCGUCGUGAUCGUAGAGGCAAGCUGCCUCAAGAAAUCACAAAAGACGACCACACCAAGCAAAUUCUGAAAAAGUCACCCGCUGCUGCUGCCGCUCAGCGUGGCGUCCAAGAGAAGGCCAUACUGGGCACUGGCGAAGGCCCACCAGAGAACGCUCUGAGCGCAAAGGAAGCACGUGAGAUGAAGGGCUACCUGAAAAAGUGGACAAACUACACAACUGGAUACAAACUGCGGUGGUUCGUGCUCGAGGAUGGUGUUCUGAGCUACUACAAGCACCAGGACGAUGCUGGCUCUGCUUGCCGUGGUGCCAUCAACAUGAAGAUCGCCUCUCUGCAUAUGGACUCCAAGGACAAAUUGACUUUUGAGAUUCAUGGCAAGUCGUCUGUCAAGUAUCACCUCAAGGCGAAUCACGAGGUCGAGGCAAAGCGCUGGUUCUGGUCUCUCAACAAUGCCAUUCAGUGGUCCAAAGACGAGGCUCGCGAAGAACAGAAGCGUCAACGUCAAGAGGGCGACGCCUUGCGCCAGGCUGCUGCAGACAAGCACUCAAUCGCUCCUUCUGCUGCCGACUCGUCGACCCUCGCACCGACCGUGAGUAGCGACCGUCGUACUAGCAUUGCUCAAACCGCCGAUGGAGAGACUUUGUACGGCGACGAACUGACAAGAUUGACACGCCACCACACUUUCGAGACGGACGGCGAACGCGACUUUGAAGAUGAGGAAGACGACUACGCUGAUGACGAUAGCGCUCAUGAGGUCAAGCCCAUCAACAAGGACGCCUUCAACAUCACCGCUCAGUCGGCCAAGCUUCAACUGGACUUGUUGGCCUCUGUCUCGAAUUCCUUGCAACAAGAGAAGACCAACAACCCCACCCUCCCACUAGGCCAUCCUGAUGUUGAAUAUGCUCUAGCCUCCUACGAUACUGCUGUCGGUAACCUCAGAGGCUUGCUGAUUGACCUUCUACGCAUCUCCAAGGAUCACGAUGCUUACUGGCAACAUCGCGUGGACCGAGAAGCACACAUCCGCAAGCUGUGGGAGGAAAGCAUGGCCCGAGUCGCCGCUGAACAAGAAGAUCUAGAGAAUCGUAUUGGUGAAAGCGAAGACAAGCGCAAGAGGACCAAGCGUGCCCUGAGAGACGCUCUCGAGGGACAAGGCUCAGGUACCGCAAGCCGUGCCCGCAGCCGUAGAGGAACUACAGCCACUCAAAGCAGCAAGCUCGCUGCCGCCGUUGCAGAUAUACCUGUUGCCGAAGAUGGCACUGCUGCUGCUGGUCCCCCUUCUCCCACUUUGAGUCGCAGGCAGACUCUUGCAGACAUGACCAAUCACGAUGUCUCCGAUGAUGACUCCGACAUGGACGAACAAUUCUUCGAUGCUGUCGAUGCUGGAGAAGUCGAGGUUGUUGGUCAAAUGCCUGUCGCAAACACACCUCAAACCAACACUGAAACAGAGGAGAAAGCUGCGCCUAUCGAAGACAAUGCUUCUACUGCAAUUCAAAAGUCGUACAAAGGUUACGAGGACCCUGUUAGAUCCAAGCUUCCUAUUGAUGCCGACAAUCGACCCAAGGUCUCGCUCUGGGGUAUCCUCAAGAACAUGAUUGGCAAGGAUAUGACCAAGAUGACUCUUCCCGUCACCUUCAACGAACCUACCUCUCUUCUGUAUCGUGUUGUUGAGGACAUGCAAUACACUGAGCUUCUAGAUACUGCAGCCGAACGCUCUGAUUCUGCCGAGAGAAUGGUUUAUGUUGCUGGAUUUGCUGCUUCGGAAUAUGCUUCUACCAUCGGCAGGGUUGCAAAGCCUUUCAACCCUCUACUGGGAGAGACUUUCGAGUAUGUCCGUCCCGACAAGGGCUACCGCUUCUUCAUUGAGCAAGUCAGCCAUCAUCCACCAAUCGGUGCCGCUUACGCCGAGAGCGCCAAAUGGGAGUACUAUGGUGAAUCUUCUGUGAAGAGCAAGUUCUACGGCAAAUCAUUCGAGAUUAACCCUCUCGGUACAUGGUUCUUGCGUCUGAAGCCCACUCAUGGACCAGAAGAACUCUACACCUGGAAGAAGGUCACCUCAUCUGUCGUGGGAAUCAUUACUGGUAAUCCCACUAUCGACAACUACGGCUUGAUGGAGGUGAAGAACCACACCACCGGCGAAACAGCCAUCCUCGACUUCAAGCAGCGAGGCUGGAAAGCAUCAUCUGCCUACCUCGUUGCCGGAAAGAUCACCGACGCAAAGGGCCAUCGGUGGCCGCUGGAACGACAAAAUUUAUGCUCGACCCACCCCGGCUACGAAGACGAAAAUCUCGGCACCUCGACCAAGUCUCAGGAAUCCAAUCAGGCGAUCUUGGUUUGGGAGGCUGGGCCCCGUCCUCAAGGUAUUCCGUUUAAUCUUACGCCUUUUGUUAUUACUUUGAAUGCUUUGCCGCAACGGUUGCAACCCCUGCUUGCACCCACCGACUCGCGAUUCCGACCUGAUCAGCGUGCUAUGGAGGAAGGUAGAUACGAUGAUGCGUCUGAGGAAAAGAGUAGAGUGGAGGAGAAGCAACGAGCCAGACGCCGUGAGCGUGAGGCAGCGGGCGAACACUUUGAACCCAGAUGGUUCAAACUCGAGAAACAUCCUGUUACUGGAGAAGAGUAUUGGCGCUUUGGCAAUGAGUACUGGGGUGUCAGAGAUAAAGUUGCGAGUGGAGAGGGUAGUUGGAAAGAAUCUGGGCUGGAGGAGAUUUACUGA